Dicentrarchus labrax (European seabass) is the source of this 2304-nucleotide messenger RNA. RefSeq names its product zinc finger and BTB domain containing 14 (gene zbtb14). The record is from RefSeq and is a predicted model, not a curated record. Gene Ontology annotation, cellular component: nucleus. Gene Ontology annotation, biological process: regulation of transcription by RNA polymerase II. The coding region runs from base 54 to 1706 and encodes 550 amino acids. Lineage: Eukaryota; Metazoa; Chordata; Actinopteri; Moronidae. Gene Ontology annotation, molecular function: DNA-binding transcription factor activity, RNA polymerase II-specific; RNA polymerase II cis-regulatory region sequence-specific DNA binding; protein binding. The transcript has 11 exons.
GGAAUGCUAACAGCUAACAGCUAGCACUGUCUGCUGGCUCACUUGAACGCAUCAUGGAACGUGCACACGCACCGGUGCGCGUGUCCGCGGGAGAAGAGCGUCAUCCGAGUUUCCCGAAGUUGCCGCGCAGGCUCACUGCGCAGCCUACAACGUGUGUGCAAGUUGGAAUCAUGGCAGAAGGAGGAGAGGACAGCGCUCAGGACAUUUAUCAGCCCUCUAAGAGGACUAAGUCUGAAGCAUGGGUAUAUUUUGGUUGUUAUAAGAAUGCCGAGGGACAGUUGAUUGAAGAUACUUAUCCUGUCUGCAGAACGUGCAGGAAAAAAGUUGCUGCUAAAGGCGGCAAUACGUCGAAUCUCCUGACUCAUCUCCGUCACCCACAGCUUUAUAGCCAAUGCAAGAUGACGGAGACGGUGAAGUACGUGGACGACGAACACAAGAGCAUCUUCCUGAAGCUGCUGAACGAGCAGAGACUGGAAGGCGAACACUGCGACAUCGCCGUGGUCGUCGAAGACGUCAAGUUCCGCGCUCACCGCUGCGUGCUCGCCGCCUGCUCCAACUACUUCAAAAAACUCUUCAAGAAACAUGAGGUGGACAACUCUUCAGUGAUUGAGAUCGACUUCAUCCGCUCAGAUAUCUUUGAGGAGGUGUUGAACUACAUGUACACAGCGAAGAUCUCCGUCAAGAAAAGAGACGUCAACCUCAUGAUGUCAUCAGGACAGAUCCUCGGCAUCCGCUUCCUCGACAAACUCUGCUCUCAGAAACGAGACGUGUCUUCAGAGGACAAAGACAAGUUUCCUUAUGAUAUCGUAAAGAUGGCGCUGCCACCGGAGGCUCAGCUGGCUGCUGACGCCGAGGUGCUCGGGGAGCACGAUGACACGCCCACCACAGACGACCUUGUUGAAGCGUCAGCCAAUCAGGAGCUCGAUAAGUCUCCCAGUGCAGCGCUGCGUGUGCAGGAAGCCAUCCUGAAAGAGCUGACCAAUGAGGACGUUCACAAGGUGACCUGCUACGACCAGGAUGUGGUGACAGAGAUGGAGGCGGAGCCUAAAGAGCUGGGGGCGGAACACCACGCCACCCAGACACUGACGUUUGCAGACAGUAUCGGGGAGGUGAAGGACGAGCAGCCACCCGGCUGGACGACAGCAACCACCGACAUGAAGUUUGAGUACCUGUUGUACGGACACCGGGAGCAGCUCGCCUGCCAGGUGUGUGGGAAGACCUUCAUGGAUGAGAGCAGACUCAGGAAACAUGAGAAGCUUCAUUCAGCAGAGCGUCCGUUCGCCUGUGAGAUCUGCACCAAAGCUUUCACCACCCACGCUCACCUGAAAGAGCACCUGAAGAUCCACACAGGCUUCAAACCGUACCGGUGUGACGUUUGUGGGAAAUCGUUCAUUCGAGCUCCAGACCUGAAAAAGCACGAACGAGUUCACAGCAACGAGAGGCCGUUCGCCUGCCAGAUGUGUGACAAGGCAUUUAAACACAAGUCUCACCUGAAAGAUCAUGAGAGGAGACACAGAGGAGAGAAACCGUUCGUCUGUCCGUCCUGCACCAAGGCCUUUGCCAAGGCGUCAGAUCUGAAGCGUCAUGAGAACAACAUGCACAGUGAGAGGAAGCAGCUGAAUCCACUGCAGAGCGACACAGAGACACUGCAGGCUGCCGCCAUGGCUGCUGAGGAGCAACAUCUGGACUCCAUCAGCUGCUCCUAACAUCAGCUGCUGCCCACAUCUGGACUCCAUCAGCUGCUGCCAACAUCUGGACACAAUCAGCUGCUCCAACCAUCAGCUGCUGCCAACAUCUGGACACAAUCAGCUGCUCCAACCAUCAGCUGCUGCCCACAUCUGGACUCCAUCAGCUGCUGCCCACAUCUGGACUCCAGCAGCUGCUCCAACCAUCAGCUGCUGCCCACAUCUGGACUCCAGCAGCUGCUCCAACCAUCAGCUGCUGCCCACAUCUGGACUUGGUCAGCUGCUGCUGCUGCUAGUGGACAUACUGUCACUGCCUUUAUUGAUCUUUAUUGGUUUUUUAUUCUUCAGCAGACUCUUUUGGAGUUCUGUGUUUGUAGAAGUUUUCUUUUUCUUUUUUUUUUUUUGGCUCUGAUCAGUGAUCAAUGAACUGACGUGAACAUGAACUGAUGACCUCAGCGAUCAUGUGACAAACAUGGCUGACCCUCGGCUGUGUGUAAGAUUUGUAAGUACGAGUGUUUGGACUGGACAGGAUCUGUUUUUCAGUGUGUACAGAAAAUGUUUGUGUUGUAAAUAAAACUGUUGUUCUGUUCAGUUUAAUGAGCAGAGCUGUUUUAAACCA